Messenger RNA from Pimephales promelas (fathead minnow), 1314 nucleotides. RefSeq names its product cyclin dependent kinase inhibitor 2 (gene cdkn2). Gene Ontology annotation, molecular function: cyclin-dependent protein serine/threonine kinase inhibitor activity; protein kinase binding. Gene Ontology annotation, cellular component: nucleus; cytoplasm. The record is from RefSeq and is a predicted model, not a curated record. Gene Ontology annotation, biological process: regulation of cyclin-dependent protein serine/threonine kinase activity; regulation of G1/S transition of mitotic cell cycle; negative regulation of cell population proliferation. Lineage: Eukaryota; Metazoa; Chordata; Actinopteri; Cypriniformes; Leuciscidae.
GACGUUGAUAAGAGACAAGUCCGAACAAAUAUCUCCCUACGUGUAAAAAUUAUUAGACACAACAGCUUAUGGAGGAGCUGGGCUGAAUGAUUCGACUCAUUUACGCAGCGAACAUUUUAUGUCUGUGACAGGGAAGAUUGAAAUGCAGUGAUUAUUUUCGCAUAUCGUCCUCGUUGCUUUUACCUGUCAGAGUGAAAUUAUUCAUUGGACUGAUGAUGAAGAGGAUGCAUGCCGAGGAUGAACUGACCAAAGCAGCCGCCACUGGAAACACUUGCCGUGUUCAGUUUUUACUUUAUAACAAAGUGAAUGUCAACAACGUUAAUAAAUUCGGAAGAACGCCUAUACAGGUGAUGAUGAUGGGCAACACACCAUUGGCUCACCUACUGCUGAAAUAUGGAGCGGAUCCUAAUGUGCCUGAUCCCGGGACAGGAAGCACUCCUCUGCACGAUGCUGCCAGAGCCGGAUUCAUGGACACUGUGCGACUUUUAAUCCUUUUUAACGCUGAUCCUAAUGCAACAGAUCACUGUAAUUUACGACCUGUGGAUGUGGCACGGCAGGCUGACCAUGUGGACGUGGUUGAAUUUCUUAGUCGUUUUUAAACGCUAGUUUAUUUAUUUUCAUUUAUUUUUAUCUUAACAUAUAGCCUAGGCCUAUAGCCAAAUUUUCACAAAUGACAGGCCUAUAAGCCCUAUAGGCAAUUUCAAAAGUAAAGAAAUUAGUUAAUGCACUUUAAUUGUGAUUAAUUAGGCUAUCCUUCAGUGGAUGGUUGAGGUUUAGGCUCAACAUUUUAAGUAGCCAAUAUGUUUUCGUUGAGCGUUUUUUGUUCUUCCUUUUUGAAUAGGCAACAUAAUCUCCGCAUUAUGUGUGGUAUAACUUAACUAUAAGUAUCCCAAACUUAAUUCAGUCUGAAGCAUUAACGAUAGGCUAAUUAGCCUACUAAACUGUAGACGCGGCGUAGCCUAUAGGCUACAAAUUAUUUAGACUAAAAUAUUUGUUUUUAACUUUCUUUGGCAUACAGUAGUAAUGAAUGAUGUGGCUAUAAGGAAUCAAAUCGAUUAAAUAUAACGAAAUCAAGUCGUCCGUUUUGAGCUGCAUGUGCUUACAAUGCAAAAAUAACGCGUGAUAGCCAUAGGCCAUACAUUUUGGUGAUCCUUCGUCAUUUCUCUCUCUCUUUUUUUGUAAAGAUAUUUUCGUUUGUUUUAUUAUAUUUUAAUGAAUAAAUUUAAAUAAAACUAGGCCCACUCAACCAUGCAAGCUUAAAAUCUUCUUUAAAAAAAAAAAAAAAAAAACGAGGCCAAAUGCACUAUGCAAAAA